CUUUUCCUCUUCUCCACCACAAACUGAAACCCUAUCUUCCUCAUUGCUGUCGAAUCUCCUUCCUCACCAAAGCCAUGGCCGUCGUCGAUCUUCAUCAUCUUCUCUCCUUCAUUGCUGCCGAACCCCUUCCUCACCAAAGCCAUGACCCUCCCUUCCUCAUUGCUGCCGAAUCUCCUUCCUCACCAAAGCCAUGGCUGUCGAGCAUUCCGGAUCUAACAAAUCAUGAAGCGUCAAUCUUCAUCAUCUUCUCUCCUUCAUUACUGCCGAACCGCUUCCUCACCAAAGCCAUUACCCUAUCUUUCUCAUUGUUGCCGAAUCUCCUUCCUCACCAAAGCCAUGGCCGUCGAGCAUUCCGGAUCUAACAAAUCAUGGCGUCGAUCUUCAUCAUCUUCUUUCCUUCAUUGCUGCCGAACCCCUCUCAUGGCCGUUGUGACUAUUUAAAGGUGAGAUCUUAGAAGCUGUUGUGACUAUGGUCAACAAGGUAACUGUUUUCUGUUUGCUACUCUCCUGACUUGAUGAUAAGAUUAUCUUAUGAACCAUGGAUUUCUAUUGUUUUACUGAUAACUGCAUUUGGGAUUCCUACAGAUGGGAUUCUUUGCAGAAGCUGGACCUGUUCAAAUUUUUGUUUCAAACCAUGUAAGUAUUUUUGCGCUUUUUAAUAAGGUUUCUGCUCCAAG
This is a messenger RNA of Rubroshorea leprosula, 677 nucleotides long. NCBI's taxonomy places the organism in Eukaryota, Viridiplantae, Streptophyta, Magnoliopsida, Malvales, Dipterocarpaceae. The record is from the annotation of a GenBank genome assembly.